AUGGCAUUGGCCGAUAAGAUCGUAAAUGUGCGCUGCGUUUCGGAAGUAGUCAGUGACGUGCACAGACGGAAUAAGCCAAGAGUGGACACCCGGAUGCGGUUCAGCCUGGACCCCAGUGCGGGGGACACGGGCUUCGCCCAGUGGCGGGACGCCAUGAAGAUGGUGGCCAGGCUGCCCGAGGGCAUCCCCAAGGAAUUUCGAAAGAAGCUGUGGCUGACGCUGGCCGAGCGCUACGUGGCUAGCCGCAAGCUGGACUGGGAAUCCACGCAGAGGGUCUGCUUCAACGAGCGCUGUAAUCCCGACGACCACAACCUCGGCGUCCAGAUUGUCAAGGACCUGCACCGCACGGGCUGCAGCCUGUUCAGCGGGGAGCUGGCCGAGCAGAACCAGGCGCUGCUCAAACGUGUACUGCUGGCGUACGCGCGCUGGAACAAGUCCGUCGGCUACUGCCAGGGCUUCAACCUCCUUGCCGCCUUCGUCCUCGAGGUGGUCGACUGGUGCGACCGCAACGCGCUCAAGAUGAUGAUCUUCCUGGUGGAAGGCGUCCUGCCGGAGGGCUACUUCGCCAACCAUCUGCGAGGCCUGUCGGUGGACAUGGCCGUCUUCCGGGACCUGCUCCGGCUCAGGCUGUCCGCUCUGGCCAGGCACCUGGACGACCUGCAGAUGGGUGCAGGGGAGUCCAGCUCAGGCACGAGCUACGAGCCUCCGCUGACGAACGUGUUCACGAUGCAAUGGUUCCUGACGUUGUUCACCACGUGUCUGCCCAAGGCCACCGUGCUCAGGGUCUGGGACCUCAUCCUCCUCGAAGGGAACGAGGUGCUCCUGCGCACCGCCCUCGCCAUCUGGGACGGACUCGCCGACCGCAUUAUGAGUGUGAACAGCGCGGACGAGUUCUACAGCAUCAUGGGAGUGCUCACCCGGGAAAUGGUCGAGUUCGGACUCAUGGACGCCAACGAGCUCGUCAAGACCAUCUGCACGAUGGCCCCGUUCCCGUUCCCCCAGCUGACGGAGCUGCGCGACCGCUACACCUACAACAUCCGGCCGCUGCCUUCUUCCUCCCUGCCUCGACACGGACUGCGGCUCUUCUUCGGCGACGACGACGACAACGACGCCGACAGCGACCACCAGGUGGUCGUGGCCGCGGCGUGGUGCAUCUCGAACGCCUUCCUCGUCAACAAGAACAGGGGUCAGGGGAACACCCAAGCGACGUCACCGAACCCCAUAGACCCCAGCCGCAUGACCCUGGACAUCUCGACACUCAAGAGGCAGUACUCCAAGCUCAGGCAGCGCCAGAAGCAGGCGCACAUAAUCCUGACCGGUAGUCUGCAAGGACCUCCAGCACUGCAUCCUCCCAGAGCGCCACCCGUCGUACCUGUCAAUCAUCUCCUGGCGGGGCAGAAGCCUAUCGUGCGGAAAAGCAGGCCUCCUCCUCCCACGCUCGCUGUCCCAACAGCCCGAGCCCCUCGCGUCAAAGUCACACCGAGCGCCGGCGAGACGCUGUCCUGGGAACAGGCUAAGAAACUGAGGUCAUCGGACGUCGACGACAGCUCCAGUUACGACAGUUCGUCAACAGAACUCUGCGACGACUUCCAUAGCGUGAGGUCGUCCUCUCCCGAGGAAGUCUCCAAGGGCGGCCAGACCUCCCCCCUGCCCCAAGAACCUUCGUGGGAAGAGCAGGGCGGUUCGUCGUCGUCCGACGAAGAGGAAAAUUGGAGUAAGAGACCUAAGCGUCACGAUGACUCCUCCAACGUGGACGCGGUGUCUAACAGGGAAUCAAGUGGGACACCAAACCUGGCGCAUGGCGAGUCACCUGAAAAAACACCUGGCAUGUCACCUAACAACACGCCCAGCAGGUCGCCGACCAAGAGCUCCAGCAGAACACACAUGAAGCAAUUACGCAAGGUGUCUUCGUUGUCGACCUCUGAACCGAAAGGUCGGAACGUGGAAUUCGGCGACCUUCGUACUUCUAGUCAGGGACCAUCAGCGAUAUCCGGUCUGCCAGUUGACGACGCCGACUCUGACAAACAAGACGAAGAAACUGACACUGACGAUUGCCAGAAGAGUCUGUCGUCUGAAGAAGGCUUUUGCAAGCCCGCGCUAGAAGGGCGUUUGCAACCGCCCAGAGACGGAAUGGAGAGGGAAGGCGUUAAAAGUCGCACUUCUAAUUCUAGGGAAAAUCCCUACAAGACGCUUCCAGACAAACCUAUUUCAAGUGCCAGUAAGCAAAGCUCCGUCACGUUGUCAGAAGAAUCAAGUUCGAAGUCGUCAAGAGAGCAAAACGAGGCGACUUUGAGUGUUGCCAAACAGGAUGCAGUGCCCAAAAAAGACACCCAGGUCCUGUCCGCGGCUCAACCGCAAGAUCUACCUUCCCAGAAGCGUGACAAUGCAACAAAAACAAAAGAAAACGCUCGAACGCUCUCUGAAGACGAGUUUAAGAGGUUGUCUCUUAAGUACAGUCAAACGGCCCUGCUGGAAAGACAGGCGCUGCGAUCUUUGUCAAAGGUUUCAAGCAGGGCAUCGUCGGAAGAGCUAGCUUCUCAGCGAUCCUCUUUUAAUUCCGACCAGUCGACAUCCGAAGACAGUGAAAGAAAGUCUUCGGGCGAGACGCCCCGGAGGUGGUCACCGAGGCGCAGCAACAGAGCGAACAGAAUGGCAACAGAAGAAGUCGGGCAGCGACCGUUCGAGAGAAACGAGGCGCAUCAAACCGUGUCUAGGACCGACCAACUACCAGAGCAAGACGCUGGAUGUAGGCCUUCGUUACAAGACCACCAUCGGAAGUGGCCCGACACGAGCGAGAGCAGGAACACGUCAGAAGACGUUAGUUGGCAAUCUGUGGACGCUGAUGUCCAGUUGUCUUCCUUAACCUCUCUCUCGGAGGACGCCCACCUCUGCGUGGACUCUUCUGUGGUUCAAGCUGAGCAAGAUGAUGGAACGAUCCCGAUAGCCUCAAGCAGGGAGUCGCUGAACGGCAAGCUACACCGGUACGACUCCUCAACUUCAGAAGACAGCAGUUCAAUGUUGUCGGACAGCAAGCAUAUGCCGUCUUUCAUGUCCGACUCUCUGAUGAAGCAAGACAAACCUCCAUUAUCCGAAGCUGAGUUUCAGCGACUUCACGCGAAAUUCAGCAGAUCGAUUUCGUCAGGCAGUGAAACCAAGCCAUCGAUGAAGCGGUCUCAAAGGUCCUAUUUUCGGAAUGGGGAUAGAGUCUCGUCGGGAGACCUCAAGGCAUCGGCGUACGAAGAGGGUCCCACGACAACGCCCCUUGGGACUAACUCAGACACGACGACGGCAGAGAACAGCGGCGACGGUAGCAUGUCCGAAGAAUUGUCCGAGAAGAAACAUUCACCCGCCAGAACGAGCUCUGAUACAACGCCAGGAGGGUCACCGGUGGACAACAGCCGAUCGCCGGCGUCACCCGCCACAUCAUCCCCGACAUCCACCCCAUCGUCGCCACUAAAGUCGCCCACGAAAUCGACGCCCAAAUUCGACGCUGCCAAGUUCCUCGAAAGUCUCGUCUACGGGACGUCGACGGUCAAGUUGGACGGUCCGGUCAACGACCAAAGCGACGGCAGGCAUCCUCCGGCGAGAACCCAGAUGCCCGCAGCGCGGUCCAUGAGCUCAGACGCGUCGAUCGUUAACUCGAGCCAAAGCACUGCCUUAAAGAGCUCCCGGAACUCGGCGAAUCAUAGCGGCAGCAUGGACGGAGCCGCUACUAUGCCUGCGUGGUUCCGGAGACAGCGGGUAUCUUCCGGAGACCUGGGCGGGCUGGCAAGCCCUCCCGGUUCCCCUCGGAGAUCUAUGGGCGAGAGCUUCAACCCUUUUCCGACGGUACGUCGUCCCUCGCUGACCAGCUACGCCAGCGAGGUGGGCAUCAAGUUGGGGCUCUACUCUUCGCAUGACAAGGCGCCCAUGGCGUCGGCCUCUAACGGCUCGAAGUCCUCUUCAGUGAAGAGAUAACCUAUGCCUGGCGGAAGGCAAGGCAACCACACGCAGGUCUGGCGACCCCGUCUUCGCAGAUCGCGCUUCCUGUGCCCACGGCAGCUCCGUCAGCUGCACCAGCUAUAGGCCUUUUGGAG
This is a messenger RNA of Ixodes scapularis (black-legged tick), 4076 nucleotides long. Its product is annotated as flocculation protein FLO11. NCBI's taxonomy places the organism in Eukaryota, Metazoa, Arthropoda, Arachnida, Ixodida, Ixodidae. The transcript has 11 exons. Gene Ontology annotation, cellular component: endoplasmic reticulum. The record is from RefSeq and is a predicted model, not a curated record. Bases 1 to 3957 code for a protein of 1318 amino acids.